This is a messenger RNA of Cyphellophora europaea CBS 101466, 924 nucleotides long. RefSeq lists its product as uncharacterized. The record is from RefSeq and is a predicted model, not a curated record. Gene Ontology annotation, cellular component: intracellular anatomical structure. The transcript has 3 exons. NCBI's taxonomy places the organism in Eukaryota, Fungi, Ascomycota, Eurotiomycetes, Chaetothyriales, Cyphellophoraceae. Bases 1 to 924 code for a protein of 307 amino acids. Gene Ontology annotation, molecular function: oxidoreductase activity, acting on NAD(P)H, oxygen as acceptor.
AUGGUUCGACAACAGCUUCCUCGCGACACGAGAAUCGCUCCGGUACGCUUCGCAUCAUACGACCAUAACCGCAAGCCUUCGGCCAUUGCGCAGCGCCUGCCAGAUCCCGAGCACCAACCACAGCGAUUUCGCGAGUUCGACCUCGAAGGCAAAGUAUUCGUAGUGACUGGAGGUGGCAGGGGUCUUGGCUUAACCUUAGCUGAAGUCCUCGUUGAAGCGGGCGGCAAAGUAUACUGCCUCGACAGGCUCGCCGCGCCUGUGGACGAGUUUCAUCAUUGCAAGGAUCGGCUAGCGCAACUAUAUGGCGGCACUCUCAACUAUGACCGCGUUGAUGUUCGCGAUGCAUCUGACCUAGAUCAUGUCAUCGCCAGAAUCGCCGACGAGAAUGGCCGUCUCGACGGUCUCGUGGCUGCCGCUGGCAUACAGAAAGUCACUCCUGCCCUCGACUAUCCCCCGGAAGCCAUCAACGACAUGAUGGAUAUCAACUUCAAGGGAGUCUACCUGACCGCAGUCAGCUGCGCCAAGCAGAUGAUCAAGCACAAGAGCCCCGGAUCACUUUGCUUGAUCGCGAGCAUGAGCGGUCUCAUCGCUAACAAAGGCUUCACCUCUUCAGUGUACAAUUCUUCAAAGGCCGCCGUGUGCCAACUGACGAGGAGUCUAGCCAUGGAAUGGGGCAAGGUUGUCGAUGGAAAACCCAUUCGAGUCAAUGCCCUCUGUCCAGGUAACAUCAUGACGCCAAUGGUGGAGAAAAACUUUCAAGAUGAUCCAGGACUGCGUGAGAUUUGGGAACGAGAGAACAUGUUAGGCCGUAUCUCAAGACCACACGAAUACCGUGGUGCCGCACUCUUCUUGCUCAGCGACGCAAGCAGCUUCAUGACCGGCUCUCAGGUACAGCGUCCAGUCACUGGUGAUCUCAUCCACUGA